GUGAAAGCGGCCAUUGGAGCCUUUGAAGGUGGGCGGGGCUUGCGGCGGCGGGAGCGGCCAUUGGAGGCUUUGAAGGCACCUCGGCGGGAACAGCUACGGAGGACCCGGCCGGCAAUGUGGGCCGUGCCAAAAAGAUGGAUGAGAAUGUUGCAGAGUUUUUCAGGAGGACCAUCCUGAAGAUCCCUAUGUAUGAAAUGAUGACCAUCCUAAAAACCUGGAACUUUUUAUCUGAAAAUCAACUGCAGACCAUCAACUUCCAUCAGAGAAAGGAAUCUCUAGCUCAGGACUUGAUUCUGCUGUGUGAGGAGAAACCUGCGAGUCUCGAUGACGUGGCCCUUUUAGAUGUCAUAUACACUCAAGUUCAUCGGCACCAGAAACAUUGGAAUGUUUAUCAGAUGAGCAGAGAACCAGAUGAAGAUGUCGACCUUUUUGAUCUGGAACAAUUCAAACGUUCAUUUAAGAAAAUUCUUCAGAGAGCAUUAAAAAAUGUGACCAUCAGCUUCAGGGUCGCUGAGACAAAUGCCGUGUGGAUCCGGGUUGCCUGGGGGACACAGCAUGCAAAGCCAAACCAGUACAAGCCUACGUUUGUGGUGUAUUACCCCCAGACGCCGUAUGCUUUCAUUUCCUGCUGCCAUCUGAAGAGCACCGUUCCCCUUCUCCACCAGGCACUGAGAGUUGCUAGCAAACACCAUCAGAUUGUGCAGAUGGACCUGAGAAGCCGGCACCUUGACUCUCUCAAGGCCAUUGUUUUUAAGGAAUACAAUCAGACCUUUGAAGAUCACAACUCCACAGCACCUCUACAAGAAAGAAGCCUUGGCCUAGAUAUAAAUAUGGAUUCAAGGAUUGUUCAUGAAAACACCAUAGAAAAGGAGAGAAUCCGAAGAGUGACUCAAGAAUCUUUUGGAGAUCAUCCUCAGCCACAGCUGGAAUUUGCACAGUACAAGCUGGAAACAAAGUUCAAAAGUGACUUAAAUGGGAGCAUCUUGGCAGACCGGGAAGAGCCCCUCCGGUGUCUUGUGAAGUUUUCCAGCCCACAUCUUCUGGAAGCAUUGAAGUCCUUAGCACCAGCAGGAGUAGCAGACGCACCUCUCUCUCCACUGCUCACCUGCAUACCCAGCAAGAAAAUGAACUAUUUCAAAAUUAGAGAUAAAUGAGGCGCAUGUGGCUUUGCCAACAUUGUAAAUGCGUUUGGUUAUGGGCUCACUGGAUGCUUCUGCUUAUAAGCCUGUCGUUUAGGAAUGAAUCCUUGGCAUUGGAGAUGAGAAUUUUUAAUGUAGCUGUUGAGACUGAGUCUUUCCUUCUCCCUGUGUGCUUCAUCUCCUUUUUCCGCUACAGCAUUUGUGGACAUUUGAGGUGUGAACAGGGUGAUGUGUCUACAAGGCUCCAGAUUGAGCUGGAGUACCAGAACAUUGUGAGCGUUCAAGGGCAUGGCACAGUGGUUGGACCUCAUGGCAUCACAACUCAUGUUUUUUAUCCCACUCCUGCCUCACCCCAGGCUCAAGAAGUCCAGUUCCCACCACUGGUUUCUGUGGACUUUCUGUUAAGCCUCAGAUCACAGAAAGGAGCACCAAGAAACCAUGCCCAACCCAAAACUUCGGGAAAAAUAAAACUAAAAUCAGCCCCUUCAGAGGAGAGGGCUGGCUGCCUUGAGCUACUACAGGUCGAGAAGCUGAUGGUUCACUUAUAAAGUAGUUUCGUUGUAGUAAAUAUGCUUUUCACAGCCCCUUUUAUCAUACAUAUAACACUGAACUGAGCAUCCCAUUUAUACUGAUUUGUGAAUAAAGGUAUUGGAAAAGCUGA
Nannospalax galili (Upper Galilee mountains blind mole rat) is the source of this 1800-nucleotide messenger RNA. RefSeq names its product centromere protein N (gene Cenpn). The record is from RefSeq and is a predicted model, not a curated record. Lineage: Eukaryota; Metazoa; Chordata; Mammalia; Rodentia; Spalacidae. The transcript is spliced from 11 exons. Gene Ontology annotation, biological process: CENP-A containing chromatin assembly; chromosome segregation. Bases 135 to 1154 code for a protein of 339 amino acids.